Messenger RNA from Iphiclides podalirius (scarce swallowtail), 1152 nucleotides. The record is from the annotation of a GenBank genome assembly. Lineage: Eukaryota; Metazoa; Arthropoda; Insecta; Lepidoptera; Papilionidae.
AUGUCUGACGAGGAGGAAUAUUCUGGCUCCGAGGAGGAGGAAGUAGAAGAAGAAGUUCCGGAGACGCCCGCUCCCAAACCAGAGAGUAGACCGUCGAUCGCGGGUGAGGGAGAUCCAGAAUUCAUCAAGCGUCAAGACCAGAAGCGGUCGGACUUGGACGAACAGUUGAAGGAGUACAUCAACGAAUGGCGCAAACAGAGGGCCAAGGAGGAGGAUGAGCUCAAACGCCUCAAAGAGAAGCAGGCCAAGCGCAAGGUUUCUCGCGCCGAAGAAGAGAAGCGCCUCGCCCAGAAGAAGAAGGAGGAGGAAGAAAGGAGGGUGCGCGAGAUUGAGGAGAAGAAACAGCGCGACAUCGAGGAGAAGAGGCAGCGGCUCGAGGAGGCCGAGAAGAAGCGCCAGGCUAUGCUGCAGGCGAUGAAGGAAUCCAGCAAGACCGGCCCCAACUUCACCAUUCAAAAGAAGAGCGAUAACUUCGGACUGAGCAGCGCUCAACUGGAACGUAACAAGACCAAGGAGCAGUUGGAGGAGGAGAAGAAGAUCUCCCUCUCCAUCCGCAUCAAGCCUUUGAACAUCGAGGGCCUGUCCGUCGACAAGCUUAGACAGAAGGCCACCGAGCUCUGGGAGUGCAUAGUCAAGCUCGAAACCGAGAAGUACGACCUGGAAGAGAGGCAGAAAAGACAGGACUACGACUUAAAAGAGCUCAAAGAAAGACAGAAGCAGCAGUUGAGGCACAAGGCCCUAAAGAAGGGUCUCGACCCUGAGGCGCUCACAGGCAAGCACCCGCCCAAAAUCCAGGUCGCAUCCAAAUAUGAGCGACGCGUCGACACACGGUCCUAUGACGACAAAAAGAAACUAUUCGAGGGUGACCUAGAGAAACUGAACAAGGACUUCCUUGAGAAGAUCUGGCACGAAAGAGCCGAGCAGUUCGGCGGCAGGCAAAAGGCGAGACUGCCCAAGUGGUUCGGCGAGAGGCCCGGCAAGAAGAAGGGCGAGCCCGAAUCCCCCGAAGGCGAGGAGGACGUGAAGGCCGAGCCGGAGGACGAGGAGCCCCAGUUCGAACCCGAGCCCGAGGAGGAGGAAGAGGAGGUAGUCGAAGAGGAAGAGGUGGAGGAAGAGGAGGAGGAGGAGGAAGAGGAGGAAGAGGAAGAGGAA